Pygocentrus nattereri (red-bellied piranha) is the source of this 2521-nucleotide messenger RNA. It is a transcript of the gene selenbp1, whose product is annotated as selenium binding protein 1. The transcript is spliced from 12 exons. NCBI's taxonomy places the organism in Eukaryota, Metazoa, Chordata, Actinopteri, Characiformes, Serrasalmidae. The record is from RefSeq and is a predicted model, not a curated record. Gene Ontology annotation, molecular function: protein binding; selenium binding. Bases 324 to 1745 code for a protein of 473 amino acids.
GGCGCUUCGUUCUCCAGCUGCUUAUUUGGGUUUUCCGUUGCUCCUAAAGUGGUGCAGCAGUUGCACUCUGGCGCCUUCAUCCACGCCCGAAUGUAAGGGUGCCAGUUAAGGUGGAACUUAAAAAUUAGAUAAAGCAACUUUUCGCCUCCCUGCAGUCGUAAAUGUUUAACAGUGUGUCCAGCCUGCUUUAGCCUCAGUCAUGCUUAUAUAAGAGCGGAGCGUUUCCCCACAGCAGCCCCUGCCGUCGCCUCCGCUCACUCUCCACCUCUGCCUGGGAAAGGCGGUCGUUUCAACGUCUGUCGGCCGAGCUACGGUUGAACAAAAUGGCAUCGAAGUGCUCAGGAUGUGGACCGGGAUACAAAAGCCCUCUGGAUGCCAUGAAGGGGCCCCGAGAGGAGAUCGUUUACCUGCCCUGUAUUUACCGGAACACCGGAGUCAGAAAGCCUGACUAUCUUGCGACCGUUGAUGUCGAUCCCAAGUCUCCCACUUACUGCAAGGUGAUUCACAGGUUGCCCAUGCCCAACAUGAACGAUGAGCUGCACCACUCUGGCUGGAACGCCUGCAGCAGCUGUUAUGACGAUGCCUCCAAAAAGCGCAGUCGGCUCAUUUUACCUUCUCUCAUCUCCUCCCGCAUCUACGUUAUUGACGUGGAUACGGAUCCGCGAGCUCCUCGACUUCACAAGACUGUUGAGCCUGUGGAGAUGUAUUGGAAGUGUGGACUGGCCAAUCCUCACACAUCCCACUGCCUUGGCAGUGGGCAAGUUAUGAUUAGCACCCUUGGUGACCCCUCAGGAAAUGGCAAAGGUGGAUUUGUGUUGUUGGAUGGUGAGACCUUUGAAGUGCUUUGUAACUGGGAGUUACCUGGUGAAGCAGCUCCUUUUGGCUAUGAUUUCUGGUACCAACCACGCCACAACGUCAUGAUAAGCACAGAGUGGGGAGCACCCAAAAUACUUGCAAAUGGAUUUAAUCCUGCCGAUCUCAAAGAUGGUCACUAUGGCCAGUGCAUCCACGUGUGGGACUGGACCACUCACAAGCAUGUGCAGACUCUCGAUCUGGGAGAAGAGGGUGCCAUCCCUCUAGAGAUCCGCUUCCUGCACGACCCUGCUGCAGCUGAGGGCUAUGUGGGCUGUGCACUGCAGGGCACUGUGUUCCGCUUCUACAAGACUCCGAAGGGUGAUUGGGCUGCAGAGAGAGUCAUCAAGGUUCCCAGUAAAAAAGUAGAGGGUUGGAUUCUGCCUGAAAUGCCAAGUCUUAUCACUGACAUUAUAAUCUCAUUGGAUGAUCGCUUCCUGUACUUCAGCAAUUGGUUGCACGGUGACAUUCGGCAAUAUGAUAUCACUGACAGGAGGAAUCCACGUAUGGUGGGCCAGAUCUUUCUUGGAGGCAGCAUUCAAAAUGAUGGCCCUGUCAAAGUACUGGAUGACAAGGAACUGGACAGCCAGCCAUCUCCAAGGAUAGUGAAGGGCAAGCGUAUACCAGGGAGUCCACAGAUGCUGCAGCUGAGCUUGGAUGGGAAAAGACUCUAUGUAACCACUUCUUUGUACAGUGCAUGGGACAAGCAGUUCUAUCCUGAGCUCAUCAAACAAGGCUCAGUCAUGAUGCGCAUUGAUGUGGACACAGUGAAGGGUGGCUUGAAGCUUAAUGAGGACUUCUUGGUGGAUUUCGGAAAGGAGCCUGAUGGUCCUGUGCUUGCCCAUGAGAUCCGAUACCCUGGGGGCGACUGCACCUCUGACAUUUGGCUGUGAAACAACAGCUCACUCUUUUAUUAUUCAGGAAAUUCACAUGAAAUAUUAUUCCUAGUUAUGCUUCUCACUUAUUUCACAUAUGCGGUAUGUCCAAAAGUCUGCAGAAACAUGCUCAUCCAAUAUUUCUUUUGAAAUCAAGGGAGUUUGUUGCCGUAACAGCCUCUGCUUUUCGGUGAAGACUUCGUGCUAGAUAUAGUAACAUUGUUGUGAGAAUUUGAUUACAUACAACCACAAGAGCAGUAGUAAGGUCAGGCACUGAUGUUGGAUAAUUUAGAUGCCACUGAACUUUGAAUAUUGGAUGGACCUCCAUAGAAAAGCAAUUCCGCUGCUCCAUAUACCAACACUGGGGGGGGUUUAGACCACCUCUAGCUGACACUUGACACUAACUAUGGUGACCUUAAAUUCUUGUGCAGCUGCUCAGGAGCAUCUUAUUCUAUUGACUGUGCUAUUAUAUUGACAUUCCCUAAGCUUUUUGUGCAGUUGAACACCUGUAUCAACAAUGAGUGCACCUUUAAUGUAGCUAUAUUCAGUAAUUAUAGCAGAAUGUUCUGGACACUUUUGGACAUACUGUGUGUCUACUUCACUCAAUCAUGCUUUUGUCUUACUUCAGAUGUCUUUUUGAAUAUCAAUAUAUGUUUGCUGUAAUUCAUUAAUACACCAUUCUGUAGUUACCAGACACAAAUGAUAGACAUUUAAUAUUUUAUACGGUUAUGUGAAUGGGAGAAUGAAGUGUAUGCAUAAUAAUUACUUUUGUCAAAUAAAAAAACUGAUCUAUU